GAAAAUAUACUAUGCAUUUCUGCUAGUUUUUGAGAUAAAAUAUAGAAUAAACCCAAACUCUGAAGAGACAGAGCAGACCUUUUGGUCAACCUUCAUCUCAAGAGUUUUGUGACAGAAAAAAAAAUGUCUAGAGAUAUCUCAGCAGCUUUGGUCAAUGAACAAAGAAGAUCUUCUUGUAAUGGAGUUGUGAAAACGUUCCUACUUGUUUCUUUAGCCGUAUUAUUCACGGCAUGUUUUUACCAAUCAAUCCAACCUCCACCGGUUAAGACUUUCUCCGUUACUUCACCGAGAGUCAAACUAAGAGAUGGAAGGCAUUUAGCUUACAAAGAACAUGGAGUUUCAAGAGACAUAGCCAGAUACAAGAUUGUGUACAUUCACGGCUUUGAUUCAUGUAGACACGAUGCUUACUUCUCUAAUUCUAUAUCUCAGGGUCUUGUGGAGGAACUUAUGAUAUACAGUGUAUCAUUUGACCGACCCGGUUAUGGAGAGAGUGAUCCUGACCCGAACCGGACACCAAGAAGCAUAGCAUUGGAUAUAGAACAACUUGCUGAUGGGUUAGGAUUAGGACCAAAGUUCUAUGUCCUUGGCUUCUCCCUUGGUGGUCAAAUCACUUGGUCUUGUCUUCAUUACAUCCCUCAUAGGUUAGCCGGAGUGACGCUAGUUGCGCCGGUUAUCAACUUCUGGUGGAGAAACUUACCGGUCAACAUGUCAAAGGAAGCUUUAUCAGCUUUGCUACCUAGAGACCGAUGGGCACUUAGGGUGGCUCACUACAUGCCUUGGCUAACCUAUUGGUGGAACACUCAGAGAUGGUUCCCUGUCUUCAGUAUAAUCUCUGGAAACCGCGAGAUUCUUUGUCCUCAAGACAUGACCAUCUUGUCUAAACUUGGAUUCAAGCGGCCUAAUCAGGCACACACAAGGCAACAAGGAGAAUAUGAGAGCUUACACCGUGACUUGAUAGUUGGAUUUGGCAACUGGGAAUUCGAUCCUUUAGAUGUUCAAAACCCUUUCCCGGACAAUGAAGGUUUAGUUCAUCUAUGGCAAGGUGAUGAUGAUUGGUUCUUGUCUGUGAUGCUUCAACGUUAUAUAGUAUCAAAACUUGCUUGGAUUCGGUACCAUGAAAUAGCAGGAUCAGGCCAUUUCUUCUCGCUUCUUGAUGGGAAUGUUGAUAAGAUUGUCAAAACACUCUUAGUUGGUGGUUGAGUGUAAACCUUCUGGUCACAAGAGAGUUCAAUGCAAAAGCAUUUGCUUAUGUUCAUAUGUAAAAUGAAGUUAACAAUGUAUAAUGUUACAAGAAACAACACUGGAGAAUUCUCCA
Molecule: messenger RNA, 1315 nt
Organism: Eruca vesicaria subsp. sativa (arugula)
Lineage: Eukaryota; Viridiplantae; Streptophyta; Magnoliopsida; Brassicales; Brassicaceae
Source: the annotation of a GenBank genome assembly